AGAUAUCCAUAUAGAAAAUAUGUACAACCUUUAGAGAGAGUACCAGAAUUUAAAUAUUUGAGGUUAUGGUUUGAUGUUAUUAUCAUACAAAGCACAUGUAAACUGGUGAGUUGCCAUUAAAUGUUAGACCAGGGAAACUAUCAGUAGCUAAAGUUACUGGAAAGGAACAACACUGAAGUUUUAAGUGAAUGACCAAUCCGUGUUCAUGAUGAUCUAACGCCGCCAUGACUCCACACUCCGACACAGUAGGUGGCGCUGCGAGAAAUGGCAAACGUUCAAACCCCACUUGAGAAGGUGGGUAAAACCCCUGUGAAGAAGAAGACAAACAGCCACGCACUGUCCCCACAGAAGGUCAAAAAUAUCUACUGUAUUUUGUGUCGCAGGUCGUAUUUGAAACAUGAAGGCCAUGAGCAUAUGCAUGGUAUGCUGCAUCACAGAGAGCUGGAGACGGUGCUGGGCAACGGCUCAUUUCAUGAAUGUCAGGCGUGUAAGCAGUCCUCCAUGGGUUUAAAUGAGUAUGCUCGGCACAUCUCCACCGCUGAACACAAAGCCAAGUUGAAGAGCUUGAUGUCUAAAAAUGUAAAGCCCAUCUCUCUGUCUAAGAUUCUGAGCCCUGAGACCAUGGGCCGAAUCCUGGAGAGAAACAAGAAGCUGAAGAAAGAGGAGAAGAAAGCAAUGCGAAAGAAAAAAAAGAAACUGAAGCAGAUGGCUGGUCAGAAACUUGCAAAAAUGCAAGAGGGAGCCGUGAGAAAAAACACGGUGGCGUCCAAAGUAGUGAAGCUGGAAAACUCCAAACAAGUGAACAGGAGGACGCUGCAACAGAUGCGGAAAACCCAGCAGGAAGAAAGCAACAAUGUGGUUGUACAAAAUAAAGAGAAUAAAGUGUCCAGUCAUCAAAGAGAAUCAACUUUGCAGAAUCAAAGUGAAAGAUUUGCUUGUUUGCCCGGAGAGCCUUCAGGUCGAACUUGGCAUCACCCUAAUGUCCGGAACCAGUUCACCCGGUCAAGUCACCAGCUGAGGCAUGAUGGCAACUUUUCUGUGAACAGUCAGUGCAGCAAAGUCCAAAGUGAGAGCUCCCAGACAGACAGACUUGUUAGAAGAUCACACAUCACCCAAACAGGUGUCACCAGCAAGCCAGAGCAGAUAACCAUCAGCCAGCAUGACUAUUACAACAAGCAGUACGAGUGUGCAAGAGACUUCACCAGUGAUCACCUCCCUCAGAACGGAGCCAUCUUCUUUGAUCAUGGCCAGAAGGAGAGUACGGCAUCUUCUGAGCGAGGACAGGAAGGUCCACAUUCAGCUCAGCCUGACUCUGAAAAUCGAUCGGCCAACGCAGCUCCCAUACGGGACAUCGAUGUCAGUGCGAUGCUGUGGCAAAUCAGAAGAGCGCUUGGUGUGAGGGAGCCGUGUAGAGCAGAUCGUGAAGCCCGGAGGCAGAACGGCGAGGGAGGCGUCCGGGCGGCUGAUCACGGGACCACGCUGCAAGUUGGAAGUGAGAGGAAGCAGCCGGCAGGUGGCUCCUGCAGAAACCACGCCGAGGAGGCCGCACUUCACACCCCCUCUGCUGCAGCUACAUCUGUGCAAUCCUCACCGGUCAACAAGCCAAAGCAGAAAACAGCCAGGACGACACAAGGGAUGACUGAGAAUAGCUCAGCGGUUGCAAGUGACUCAAACGGACCUUCAAACAGCAAGGAGACCGAAUCUCCCACCUCACACAGCCAAUGUUUGGGCACGUCCUCUGAGCACAACCUGACAGUCGCCCGCAGGGUUCGAAUAGCCCACGAAACAGGGAAAUUUCAGGGAGAGAAAGAGGCUGAGCUUAAACCAACCCUGAACACGUUGUUCAGCUUAUCAGGGGCCAAGAGUAAGUUGAGCUGGAGGGAGAAGUAUGAGGAGAUGAAAAGAAGGAGACAGGAGGGGGGCAGAGGCAGGCCCAGGUUUGGAAUUAAGUUGACGAACCCUCCAUCUGACCAAAGAAGCGCAGCGGACAGUGACUUGCCUCUGUCAGAAGGCUUCCAUUGGGAGUCGCUCCCAGACAGUCCUUCGGGGGCACACUGGACUGGGCCGCAUCCUUCACCGCCGGGCGCGACGCGUAAUAACUCUUGCACAGAAGCACAGUCAGAUUCUCAGACGCAGGAGCCGUUGGAGCAGCCUGGUGCCGCACAGCAAAGCUGCAGCAGGCAGACGGUGGAAGUGGUGUCUGUGAAGGUUGAACCAAACUUUGAGGAUGAGAAUGGAGACGUCAGUAGUGCCAGCAAGAGGAAACAAGAAGUAACACAUGACGGCCUUUCUGAUAAGGAGCCAUUUGGAAAAAAGAAGAAAACAAAGUCAAACGCGGACCAGGACCAGAUGGACCAGCUGUUGGCUGUGUCUCUGAGGGAGGAGGAGCUGAGCCACUCAUUACAGGAUUUAGACAAAUCUCUGAUCCAGGCCCGCAAUGCCCUGCAAGCUGCCUACACAGAAGUCCAAAGACUCUUACUAUUGAGACAGCAGUGUACUGCUGAGGUCAACAGUCUGAGAGCCCAACGCAUUGAGAUCCUGCAGGGGAUGCAAGGAGGAUACUCGGGAACAUCUAAUGUGGCAGAGAAAUCCUCCACCUCCUCAGCUGGGGCUGCUACUGCCCCCAUGCAACCAAGACACUCUCCCCUUCCUUCCUCUUGUGCCUUCCCCACCUCCUCCAGCCAGCAAUCACCUUCCACAAACCCAGCAUCUUAUAUCAGCCAACCUCAUCUAACCCCGCUUGCCAUGCCAAAAAUACCAGUAAAGCAAAAAAUCUGCCAACAACCCACAGCCUCGUGUAACCCAGAUACACCUCAGGUUCUAGUGAAUCAACCUGUGCCCCUGUUUCCCUCUGAUUUGCUUCCUACACUGCUGGUUACAUCACCCCACUUAGCUGCUCCUACAACUGUUGUUAGUUCUCUCAAACAACCCAAAACAGAGUGCUCUACAUCAACGAAUACAAAUCCUUAUCCUGAAUCAUCUGCCAGGCAGCAGGAGCAGGUCACGAGGGAGGUUUCAAAGGACUUUGUAAAGACCGUGAGUUUGGCGAGAGAAGAAACUGACAGCGAUUCUGAUGAAGAGACGGGAGGAAAUCUCUGCAAAGUGCCGGCACCAGAGAAGCCUGAUGGAGGAAACGAGAGUGAUGACUCGGUCGAAUUGAUGGAGCCCUCCGACCUGGUGGUCAUCGAUAUUGAUGAAUCAGACAAUGAGGAGAGCGUCUCAAAUGCUCACCAAGAGCCUCCUCAGAUGUCUGUCAGCGUGGAGUUCAGUUCUUCGAGUACACAGACGUUUCAGCAGAAUGAUGAUGAUGAGAGAAAAGAUAAACCUACACCUUUGCCAGUUUCUCCAGAGGUGGUUGACGACGAGGAGCCAUCCUUGGGAGAGUUUCUAAAUCACACUGGCCCUGUCCACGGCCUUCAAGUUCACGAGGGCCGGUUGUACACGUGUUCAGGGGACAACACAGCGCGGGCCUACGGUCUGGUGAACAGGGAGUGCCAGGCCGUGUUUGAGGGUCACACGAACAAAGUCAACUGUCUGCUGGUGUCGUCCCUCCCAAACAAGCCGGCACGUCUCUACACUGGAUCCAGCGACCAGACCAUCCGCUGUUUCAGCACAAAGUCUAAAAAGUGUCUGGAGCAGACUUCCCUUUCAGACAGAGUGUUGUGUUUGCAUGUCGCCUGGAACUUUCUGUUUGCUGGACUCGCCAAUGGAUCAGUGACUAGCCACGACUUAAAGACUCUGAAGCAGAUAGAUGUGUUUGAGUGCCAUGGCCCACGAGGCGUGAGCUGCCUGGGCACAGCGCAGGAGGGCGCCCGCCGAGUCCUGCUGGUCGGCUCCUACGACAGCACCAUCAGUGUGCGGGACGCCAAGAGUGGCCUGCUGCUGCGCUCGCUGGAGGGACACACCAAAACUGUGCUCUGUAUGAAGGUGGUGAAUGACCUAGUUUUCAGCGGCUCCAGUGACACAUCUGUUCACGCCCACAACAUCCACACGGGUGAGUUGGUUCGUAUCUACAAGGGUCACGGUCAUGCCGUCACAUCAAUAGUUAUCUUGGGGAAAGUGAUGGUGACGGCUUGUCUGGAUAAACUGGUCCGAGUUUAUGAGCUACAGUCCCAUGACCGGCUGCAGGUGUACGGGGGCCACAGUGAUAUGGUGAUGUGCAUGGCCGUGCAUAAGAGUGUGAUCUAUACAGGCUGUUAUGAUGGCAGCGUUCAAGCUGUAAAGCUCAACUUGAUGAAGAACUACCGCUGCUGGUGGCAGAAUUGCUCUCUGAUCUUCGGCAUGGCGGAGCAUCUUGUGCAGCACCUCCUUAGAGAUCACAGCAACCCCAAUCUGCAGACGGUCAAAUGUCGCUGGAGGGGCUGCAGCACUUUUUUUUCCACACAGCAGUCGGUUAGGCAGGAACUGCCUGAACACAUGCAGAGCCAUGUGGAGAAUGACAGCAGAGUGCAGCCUUGAUGCAGCAGAUGAGGCUGGAGUUUCAUCCAUUACAACAAGUUCUUUUCAGGAUUUUGGGUUUUCUUUCCCAUUCAUUCCCUGGGCUUUUAGCUUUUGAGGUGCUGAUCACAUCUCUUUGGUCUUGGGCAUACUGUAUGACCUCUGUAAGGCUGUUAUUGAUCCUUGACACUGUUGUAUGACAGGACAGAGAUGUUCAUUCUCUAACACUCAGUCAGUCCUGCUCUUAAAAUAAUUGUCUUCAACUAUUUCUUUCCUUAAUUGUCUGCAGUUCAAAUUAUCAGUUUAAUUUGAGGAGGAAAAUUGUUCAUUACUUUUGGAUCUGUUGACAAGGAACGUUUUUUAUCACCUUGAAGACAUAUGAGGCUUUAUACACCAUAACCUAUACUAUACAUUAAGCCUUGUCAGAAAUGUCAUUAGAAGAUGUGAAGCUAAUUGUUCAGAGCACUUUUACAACUAUGCUUUACCAUCAACACCUUGGUGCAGCUUUUACAGUGAACUGCCCUCAGCCUUGGAUUGGCGAUGGGCUCUGAAGAGGAUGUAGCAUGUUUAAAUGUUGCCUGAAUCUGGAAAUGAAAAACAAAGCUGAAAUUCCAGAGUGUUGGAACCUGAACAAAUUUAAUUGAGUUACACAUCAAAUCUCAACACCCAGUUUGUGAAAAUGCUAGUCUGCGCUCUCGAGUAAUUUAAAGAGUACUCCACCGAUUUAACGUUGCACUCCUGUAACAUUAUCAGACUUGCAAUGGAAAAUUUAGAUCACAAGGAUCUAAUUUGAUUGUUGAUUCUUCUUCUUUGUCAGACCUGGUACCUACAUUACCCACGAUGCAACUUGACUACCGACCGUUCAGUCAUAGAUUCAGGUUUUUUAUGGCGGCUAAUGUACCACUGAGCCACUAGCCUCAAGAAGAGAUAAGCAGGCUAGAGAGGGUCUUCUUUCGAACUCACCGCCUCCAGAUUUUUGUCUUGUAGGACUAAACAGCAAGAGUGAAGUAAUAUACAAAGAGCUUUAUGCAACAUUUCUCACAUAUGCAGUUGUAUUCCCCAAGACCUGUGAAAGACUGAUGUGCAAAAUUGAAAUUGAAAUUGAAAUAUUUUUCAAACACACAUCCUUAGACAUUAAGAUCAUUCUUGGUAAUUGUAGAAGGGUCAGGUCUUUACCUUCAUGAAGUCAGCAGGACUUUGAGGAUUGUGCGAAAUAUUUUCAAAUCCUUUUUAGAAAGUAUUCGGUGUUGAAAGGACCUGCAUACAAGGGCGGCUGCUCAAUUGUGAAAAUAAACAGGCUUAACUUGCUGGUAUACUGUAUUAUUAAAGAAGGUGCAGUUUGGGGAAACAAUUCCAGUGUUUAAAACCCAUUGGCUAAUAUUUAGCAACCUGUACUUUCUGUAUAAAUAAUAAACUACCCGCCUGCUUUCAAGUCAGAUUUUUCUCUUUUUUAUGAAUAUUUUCAAUAUUUUAGUUUUUUUAAUUAUAUAAUGACAUGGCUUGUUAUUUUUCCUGAUAUCACAGUGUAGAGACAAUGUAUCCUUAAUUAUUCCUUGGCCCAAACAGUUUUCUUGCACACUUGAGAACUUACUUUAGAAAUGGAUUCUUUAAGUGGUGACUCUUGGUUAUAGAAAUGUUUUGCAUCAUUAAAUAUGUAAUCAAUCUAUUAAUUUAUAAUUGUUACAUUUUCACAUUUCCCAAAGAAUUGUUGUAGGCAAUGUUCUUCUCCUCUAUAUAACUUUGGACAAUGCAUAUUUGAAAACGUAUCUCUCUUUUUGGUGCAAUGGAAGAAAGUAGUGGAAGCUGUCCAACCAAACUGUUCAGAGAACAACUAUAAGAAUGAUGCCUUAAUGUUUUUAUAUUACACUGUACAGUGUGUAUUUGAUUUGUGUUCAAUACCAACUUUGUGUACAGCAAUAAAAAAAAAACUAAAUUUACA
Messenger RNA from Micropterus dolomieu (smallmouth bass), 6376 nucleotides. It is a transcript of the gene znf106b, whose product is annotated as zinc finger protein 106b. The transcript is spliced from 22 exons. The record is from RefSeq and is a predicted model, not a curated record. Lineage: Eukaryota; Metazoa; Chordata; Actinopteri; Centrarchiformes; Centrarchidae. Gene Ontology annotation, cellular component: cytosol; membrane. Bases 265 to 4458 code for a protein of 1397 amino acids. Gene Ontology annotation, molecular function: SH3 domain binding; RNA binding.